Messenger RNA from Rhipicephalus microplus (southern cattle tick), 976 nucleotides. Its product is annotated as proteasome inhibitor PI31 subunit. NCBI's taxonomy places the organism in Eukaryota, Metazoa, Arthropoda, Arachnida, Ixodida, Ixodidae. The record is from RefSeq and is a predicted model, not a curated record. Gene Ontology annotation, molecular function: endopeptidase inhibitor activity; proteasome binding. Gene Ontology annotation, biological process: proteasome-mediated ubiquitin-dependent protein catabolic process.
UGCGGCAACAGGGAACGGCGCACAAGCCGAAACCUCGGCAACCCGGGACCGCGAUGCCGAACCCCGACGAGAAAUCCAGCACUGUGUCCUGCGCUGACAAAUACUUCGGCCUCGAGCUGCUGUUCAAGUUAUGCAAGGACACCCUGAAGUCCAAGAGCGACGCGCUCGUGCUUCUCGUUCACUACCAGCUUGCGAAAAGCGGCAAGCGCUGUCACGGCACAGGAGAGACGUGGACUCAAGGCUCACAAAGCACAGAGCUGCUGCCUGACGGCUGGAAUGACAACCAGUCCCUGUAUACACUGCGCUAUGCCUCCGUACAGGGUUCCGAUCGCUACAUUCUCAAGGUCAUCCCUUCUGGAGGCUUUUUGCUGGUGAACGUGUUGAACAUCCGCAAGGAGAAGACAGCUUCAACCAAUCUCGCCAUGAACACGUAUACAAGCGGCGAGUUCAAAGAGCUAUCCAGGACAUACAAGAACUUGGAUGAGGUGAUGUCCAAGCUGAAGACGGAAGUGGUUUCGGCACUGGACUCUAUAGACAGUUCCACCCAGGCCAUGUCGUCACGUAACGCUUCACGCAUGGUGUCUCAGGAGAACAAUCCCCUGCACAUCCCCAGCAGGCAGCCUGGCAUUGAGUGGUCCCCGCUGCAGGAGAUUCCACGGGUGGGCCAGCGGGAUUUGAACCCCUUCUAUCAGGGGCCGCCUGGUGGUGGCAUGCUCAUGGAUCCCCGACAGCUGCCCCGGCCGCAUCACUCAGACCCCGGUGUCGGCAUCCCCGGCAUUCCCAGGGGAUCCAUUCCACCUGGUGCCAGGUUUGACCCAUUUGGGCCUCCACGACCUGAUGGGCCACCGGGUGUACCCGGAAAUCGGUUUGCCGGCCCAAAUCCGGAUCACCUCCCGCCACCGCCAGAUUACGACGACAUGUUCAGCUGAGCUGAUUGUAAUAUUUUUUUCAUAAACAAUUCUUUCUAUGACCUCCA